ACUUCUUCCACUGCAUGUUAAACGAAGAACAUUCUGGAAACAACAGGUUUUGUCUUUGCAUCAUCAUCAAAAUCCCAAAACGAGGUACAACUCAGUUUUCUUUUGUCUUUGACAAGGAAUCUAGAGUGUUAGAACUUCUUCUCUCAAACCAAAAAUGAGUCGUCAUCCAGAGGUCAAGUGGGCUCAAAGGGCUGACAAAGUCUAUGUCACGGUUCAGUUGCCGGAUUCCAAAAAUGCAAAAGUGAACCUUACUCCAGAUGGUGUUUUGACUUUUUCUGCCACUGCUGGUGCGGAAGACCACCUCUAUGAGCUCAAGUUGCCACUCUUUGACAAGGUUAAUGUAGAGGAGAGCAAAAUUAAUGUAGGAGUGAGAGGCAUAUUCUGUGUAGUGCAAAAGGCAGAGGAUGAAUGGUGGAAAAGGUUACUGAAAGCAGAAGGGAAGCCUCCACAUUAUGUGAAAGUUGAUUGGGAUAAAUGGGUGGAUGAAGAUGAAGAUGCGGGUCUCGGUGACCUGGACUUGGGAGGGAUGGAUUUCUCGCAAUUUGAGGGUGAUGAUGCAGUGGGUGCGGAUUUUGACGACGGCGAUGAUGAAGUGCAAGAAGCGUCAAAGCCUGAAAAACAAGAGGGUAAUGAUAACGAGGGAGGCUCUACGGUUGGAGACCAAGCUGGCAAGAGCACCGUCCAGGAAGCUGCUCCAAGCACAUAAUAUCAUUGCAGUUUAGGAUCUUAUACUCAGGAAAACGCUUUUAGAUGUGCAUUGAAGUUUCAGUCUGACUGUAGUAUCGUUUGGUGUAGGUGUUUAAGAUAUUAAUAUCACUAUCUUUGUGUCCCUAAACAUUAGCUUGUAUUAUGAGGCAGCCAAAGCUCCUUCAAGUUGAAGUACUAAUGUACAAUUGAGAUUUUUAUUUAUUGUGGGAAAGACGGUAUCUGGAUUUCAAUA
Messenger RNA from Medicago truncatula (barrel medic), 940 nucleotides. RefSeq lists its product as uncharacterized. The record is from RefSeq and is a predicted model, not a curated record. Gene Ontology annotation, cellular component: nucleus; cytosol. Gene Ontology annotation, molecular function: Hsp90 protein binding; protein-folding chaperone binding. Bases 155 to 706 code for a protein of 183 amino acids. The transcript is spliced from 6 exons. Gene Ontology annotation, biological process: protein folding; chaperone-mediated protein complex assembly. NCBI's taxonomy places the organism in Eukaryota, Viridiplantae, Streptophyta, Magnoliopsida, Fabales, Fabaceae.